Molecule: messenger RNA, 1101 nt
Organism: Hansenula anomala
Lineage: Eukaryota; Fungi; Ascomycota; Saccharomycetes; Phaffomycetales; Wickerhamomycetaceae
Exons: 1
Coding region: 1-1101 (366 amino acids)
Biological process (GO): magnesium ion transport
Cellular component (GO): membrane
Molecular function (GO): magnesium ion transmembrane transporter activity
Source: RefSeq, a predicted model, not a curated record
AUGGUUGCAGAUAAAUAUAUUGGGCUGGCCCUUGCCAUAUCGUCGUCCUUCGCGAUUGGUACUUCAUUCAUCAUCACAAAGCAAGGUCUAAAAGAUGCUUCAAAGCAAGGUUUUGACGGUGGUGGUCAUGAAUAUUUAAAGAACCCUAUAUGGUGGGCUGGAAUGUUAACCAUGGCCAUUGGUGAAAUUGCAAAUUUCGCUGCUUACACAUUUGCACCUGCUAUUCUGGUGACCCCUUUGGGUGCAUUAUCAGUUAUCAUUGGUGCUGUUUUAGCUGCUGUGUUUUUACGUGAAGAAUUAGGAACAUUAGGUAAAAUGGGAUGUGCCAUUUGUCUAUUGGGAAGUGUGAUUAUUGUUUUGCAUGCUCCUUCUGAUAAAGAUAUUCAAACAGUUGAUGAGAUUUUGGAUUAUGCCAUGACACCUUUAUUCAUGUCCUACGUUUUCAUUGUUUUGGUAUUUGCAUUAGUUAUGAUUUACAAAAUUGCACCAAUUUACGGUACCAAGAAUCCAAUCUAUUAUAUUUCAAUCUGUUCAACAGUUGGUUCCAUUUCGAUUGUUAGUAUUAAAGCGUUUGGUAUUGCAUUGAAAUUAACAUUAAGUGGUAACAAUCAAUUCACUCAUGUCUCAACAUACAUUUUCAUUGCUGUUGUUGUUGUUUGUAUUUUAACACAAAUGAACUAUUUCAACAAGGCAUUGGAUCAAUUCGAUACAUCUAUUGUUAAUCCAUUAUAUUAUGUCACAUUCACAACUGCAACAUUACUUGCAUCAUUCAUUUUAUUUAGAAAUUAUAAUGAUGCUGGACCAAAAGAUUCAAUAAGUUUGAUUUGUGGAUUUCUAAUCAUCUUUUCAGGUGUUUACUUGUUAAAUAUUUCUAGAAAGAAGAAGGAUCAUCAAGCUGUUCUAUUCAGUCAACAUGAUGAUUUAGGUGAUAUUCCAAUGGAAGGUAGUGUUGGUGCUUUCCAAGCCAGAAGAUCAUUAAAUAUACAUAGAACUGCUGGUUCUCACUCAAAUGAAAAUGAAGAAUCAGUUGGAUUGAGAAGAUUUGAUAGCUUAAGUUUAGAUGGUGAUAGUGAUCGUGAGGCUGAUAGAUUUCGUGUUUAA